GAAAAAGUAGUAGAAACUAUUCACUUCUUAUUUGGAGCUAUAGUUUUAUUCGUUUUGUCUUCUCCUACGGCCACUGUAGCUGCCGCAGCUUCUCUCUGCGUACAUACAAUGCAGUUUGGUACGAAAUGGGUUGAGAGGAGUAGAAGACUAAUGAGAAGAACAUCAAUGAGCAGCAAGAUAAUGGAGUGGAUUUGCUUUACUUUAAGAGAAGCUUCCAAAGAUCAGAAGAAGGUUGUCAGAAGAUGGAAAACCUCAGAAAGAGAUGAAAUAGUUUUUAGCGCAAGGAAACAGAAUGAGCAUGGGAGAUACAUGAGUAUUCUCUCAGUAAAUAUGGGAGGGAGAUUGUCAUCAAACAUCUUUUAUGGAAGUUCAAGCAAACCAAGGACAUUGUGUGCUUAUAAUCAAAACUCCAAACUCCACUCUACUUCUCUGAUGGGUGCAGAGCACUAUCCUCCUCCUUGGUUCAGUGUUGCCCCCAUGAUGGAAUGGACCAAUAACCAUUACAGAACUUUGGCUCGUCUUAUCUCAAAAAAGGCAUGGCUCUACACGGAAAUGCUUGCUGCCGAAACAAUUGUCUACCAGACUGGCAAUUUGGAUAGAUUCUUGGCAUAUGGCCCUGAGCAACAUCCUAUAGUGCUUCAAAUUGGGGGAAAUAAUUUGGAGAACUUGGCCAAAGCGACACAACUGGCAACUCCAUAUGGCUAUGAUGAAAUUAAUUUUAAUUGCGGAUGUCCUAGUCCCAGAGUGGUUGGACAUGGGUGUUUUGGUGUAUGCCUCAUGCUUGAUCCGAAGUUUGUUGCUGAGGCCAUGUGUGUAAUUGCUGCAAAUACCAAUGUUCCCGUGAGUGUCAAAUGCAGAAUUGGACUUGAUGGCCACGACUCAUACAAUGAACUAUGUGAUUUUAUUUACAAGGUUUCUUCACAGUCACCAACUCGUCAUUUUAUUAUACACUCCCGGAAGGCAUUACUUAAUGGAAUCAGCCCAGCAGAUAAUCGAAAAAUUCCCCCUCUCAAAUACGAGUAUUACUAUGCUCUUUUGCGUGAUUUCCCGGAUCUACAGUUUACAAUAAAUGGAGGCAUAAAUUCUAUUGAUGAGGUUAAUGCAGCACGUAUGGAAGGAGCUCAUGGGGUUAUGCUGGGACGUGCAGCUUACAGCAAUCCAUGGCGGAUUCUAGGACUUGUUGACAGCUCUGUAUAUGGUGCACCUCUUCAUAGUAUAACCCGGCGCCAGGUUCUUGAACAAUAUCAAGUAUAUGGUGAUUCAGUCGUUAGAAUGUAUGGGAAUAAGCCAAAUAUUCGGGAUGUUGUCAAGCCUCUGCUCGGUCUUUUUCAUGGUGAACCUAGAAAUGUUGUGUGGAAGCGCAAGGUUGAUGCUGCUCUCCUGCACUGCACGACGAUUAAAUCCCUUCUCGAGGAGACGUUAGGGGAAAUUCCAGAGAGAGUGCUUGAUGCCCCCAUUACAGAAGUGCCCUCUGGUAGUACGGAUAUGUUCAUUAAGGUGAAGAGUUUGUUGCCUCCUCCAUACACAGUUAAUGAAGAAGAUUUACUGUAUGCUUAAAUAUACAUGUUUUCUUUUCCUUAGAGUUUGUACCCAAUGACAUAUAUUCAUUCUUUCAGUAUUAUGUACUCUAAGUGCCUCAUUUUUUGGGAAACCAACUCUCUCCAAUGUAACCAGCUACAUGGCUUGUAAAAGUACAAUCUUACACACACUGCUGCUAUGACCAGGAAGCAGGUACUACUGACGUUUUUUUCUUUUAUUUUUUUUCAAUAUUUUACAUAGGAGCAUUUGAAAGGAAUAGUGAGAAAUUGAGCCCUUAUCAAUUGUGUAAAAAAUUCAGCCAAACUGUGGAAGCCUUGAUAUUGUUUAGAUUCUUGAUAUUUCACUUGUCUCGGAAUCUCAAUUUAUCUCAAUAACUUUUAGUCAUUGCAUCUCA
Molecule: messenger RNA, 1933 nt
Organism: Capsicum annuum
Lineage: Eukaryota; Viridiplantae; Streptophyta; Magnoliopsida; Solanales; Solanaceae
Product: tRNA-dihydrouridine(20/20a) synthase
Exons: 14
Coding region: 109-1557 (482 amino acids)
Biological process (GO): tRNA dihydrouridine synthesis
Molecular function (GO): flavin adenine dinucleotide binding; tRNA dihydrouridine synthase activity
Source: RefSeq, a predicted model, not a curated record